AUGGGCAAGCGGAAGUCGGCGAGGUCCAAGGCGCCACCGCGGAAGAAGGUGGAGAAGCUGGAGACGGCCUUCUGCUGCCCCUUCUGCAGCCACGCCGCCGCCGUCGAGUGCACCAUCGAGGUCCCGAACAAGAUCGCCACGGCGUCGUGCUACGUCUGCCUGGAGAGCUACUCCACCGUGCCGGACGCCCUCACCGAGCCCAUCGACGUCUACAGCGAGUGGAUCGACGAGUGUGAGCGCGUCAACGACGACGCACGCCGUCGCGCCAGGAUGAUGCGUGGUGACCACCGUCCUGCGGUUUGUAAGCUUUUCCGCUGUACUUGCGCGGCCAAUGUGCGGCGGCGGUUCAGAUAG
This is a messenger RNA of Triticum urartu, 354 nucleotides long. The record is from RefSeq and is a predicted model, not a curated record. NCBI's taxonomy places the organism in Eukaryota, Viridiplantae, Streptophyta, Magnoliopsida, Poales, Poaceae.